AAUUGAAACUUGGAAAAUGAAAGGUGUAAAUUUAGAUAAAAAACUAAAAAUUUGUAAGGUGAGAGUACAACUAAAUUGGAAAUUAAGGUGGAGGGUUUUUAAGUUUCUUAAUAAUAUUUUUUGAGUUGAGUUGUAUUUAUAAAUGGUGGCCAUUGAUUUGGUGCAAUAAAACAGUUAAACAGAGAACGAAAAUGGAGAAAGAAUUGCUGGUGGGAGAAGCAAAGAGAAGCAUAAGAUGGAGAGUGUUGAACGAAGAAGUGAAGAAGAUGAGUUUGAUAGCAGCUCCAAUGGUGGCUGUUAAUUUAUCACACUACUUCUUGCAAGUUAUUGCGUUAAUGAUGGUCGGCCAUCUCGGCCAGCUCUCUCUUUCCAGCACCGCCAUUGCCAUCUCCUUCUCCGCUGUCACCGGCUUCAGUCUCGUUUUUGGUAUGUCAAGUGCACUGGAAACUCUAUGUGGACAAGCUUAUGGAGCUAAGCAAUACCGACAAUUCGGAAUUCGAAUUUACAGUGCAACGUUCGCACUCAAUCUUGUUUGUAUACCUCUUUCUAUACUGUGGAUGUAUAUGGGAAAAAUUCUUGUUUUAAUAGGACAAGACCCUGUAAUCUCACAAGAAGCUGCUAAGUUUGCAACAUGUCUUAUUCCUGCACUAUUUGGCUAUGCAACUCUUCAAGCAUUCGUUCGAUACUUUCAGAUGCAGAGUUUGACAUUUCCAUUGAUCGUAACUUCGUUGUUCACUGUUUGUUUCCAUAUACUUCUCUGCCGGUUUCUAGUGUUCAGUUCUGGAUUUGGUAACCUUGGUGCUGCUUUUUCCAUUGGUAUUUCGUAUUGGAUGAAUGUGAUUUUACUUGGAUUAUACAUGAUGUUCUCUUCUAGUUGUGAGAAAACUCGUGUCCCUGUGUCGAUGGAUUUGUUCAAAGGAAUUGGAGAGUUUGUUCGUCUUGCUAUCCCUUCUGCUGUAAUGAUUUGCCUGGAAUGGUGGUCAUUUGAGCUCCUUACAAUGCUAUCUGGGCUUUUGCCGAAUCCAAGGCUCGAGACUUCUGUUCUUUCAGUGUGUCUCGCAACCAUCACGACGCUCUAUACCAUUCCAGAUGGAGUAGGUGCAGCAGCAAGUACUAGAGUAUCAAAUGAAUUAGGAGCAGGAAAUGCAAGAGCAGCAAAUAUAGCAGUGUGGUGUGCCAUGUUUGUUACAAUAAUACAGUCAGUUAUAGUAAGCGCAAUCCUGUUAGCCGCAAGGCAUGUUUUCGGUUAUGUUUUCAGUUAUGAGAAAGAAGUUGUGGAAUAUGUCACAGCUAUGGCUCCUCUAAUAUCUCUAUCUGUCAUAUUGGACAGCUUACAAGGAACCCUUGCAGGCAUUGCAAGAGGAUGUGGGUGGCAGAACCUAGGGGCAUAUGUAAAUGUGGUGGCAUAUUACAUAUGCGGAAUUCCGAUAGCAGCAAUUUUAGGAUUUUGGUUAAAGUUAAAUGGAAGAGGUCUUUGGAUAGGAGUACAAGUUGGUUCAUUUGUGCAAAUUGUUUUGCUUGCAAUCAUAACAAGCUGUACUAAUUGGGAACAACAGGCGAAAAAGGCAAGGGAGAGGAUUUUUGAGGGAACAUCUCUAGUAGAAGAAGAGUGUUGAUCAUAGUGCCCUUUUCCAUUUAGUUUUAGCAUUGGAAAUGAGCAUAAGCAGAGCGUUGAUCAGGCAGAGUAGGGGCAUAGCGGGAGAUUCUUACUUAGACCUCGUCCAUGAAAGAUUCAUGGACUUAAACCAAUUAAUUGCUUGCAAAAUAAGAAGCGAGAGAAACAUAUUUUAACAUUUGAUUGGUUAGAUUCAUGCAUCGUUUGUGGACCAAAUCUGAAUAAGAAUUUCAUGGGGCAUGAGAUACCACCGAAAUAGAAAUACUAAAAAUUAUAGAAACAAAAAAGACAGUGAAUUUUUUUUAUUUUUUUUAAGAAUAAAUGGAAAUGAAACUCUAAAAUGAAGGAUUUGAAAAGUUCUCGCGUAGUAUAGAUGUUGAUUGACCAAAGAGUGUUUAUCCCGCACAACGGAUGUGCCACGUAAUUUUUACAAGUCAAUAAUUAUUUGCGA
Mercurialis annua (annual mercury) is the source of this 2066-nucleotide messenger RNA. RefSeq names its product protein DETOXIFICATION 14-like. The transcript has 7 exons. Lineage: Eukaryota; Viridiplantae; Streptophyta; Magnoliopsida; Malpighiales; Euphorbiaceae. Gene Ontology annotation, molecular function: xenobiotic transmembrane transporter activity; antiporter activity. Gene Ontology annotation, cellular component: membrane. Gene Ontology annotation, biological process: xenobiotic detoxification by transmembrane export across the plasma membrane. The coding region runs from base 192 to 1616 and encodes 474 amino acids. The record is from RefSeq and is a predicted model, not a curated record.